AUGAGUUUCAAUAUUCGCUUCGAUGGUAAGGAGUGGGAUGAUAAUAAUCAUUUUACCAAAAGAUUACAUAGAUUAAGUGAAACUAUACAAAAUUGGAAACCUUAUGUUAUUGGACUACAAGAACCAUCAGCAGGACAAGUAUUACAUUUGCAAUCGGUUCUGCCGAGUUAUUAUCAAGCAAUUGGCUUUCAUCGUACUAUCGGUAAUCUUGAUCACCCAUCACGUCAUAACGAUUUUCAAGUGGCCAUAUUGUACGAUAAUCGCAUAUUGAAGCUAAUGGAGCGUGAUUAUAUAUGGUUAUCGAAAACACCCCGUUUAGAACGAAGUAAAAGUUGGAAUAGUCUCGGUAUUCGAACAUUAAAUAUUGCACGCUUCAGUCUCAUUCGUAGUUCGUCCACAGAAAUUUUGAUAUUUAACACACAUUUAGAUGCAUUUAGCGAGGAAGCUAGAAGAGAACAAGCUAAAAUCGUUUUAUCUACUAUCAAGGAAUGGAAAGAAAGAUAUCCUUUGUCUGUCCUCUUCUUAACAGGAGAUUUCAAUUCUGUUCCAGGACAAGGCGCCCAUUCUAUAUUAACUCAAAAUAACUAUAUGUUC
Molecule: messenger RNA, 594 nt
Organism: Didymodactylos carnosus
Lineage: Eukaryota; Metazoa; Rotifera; Eurotatoria; Philodinida; Philodinidae
Source: the annotation of a GenBank genome assembly